AUGAACACACAGCUUGUGGACGAGAAGACACUGAGAAGGGAACUGAACACUCUGCUCACCUAUAUGCCGGACGGCUGUAAACUCAAGAAUCCUUUACAUUUAUAUUUUCGUAGAUUGAAUCGCAACAUCAACUGGAUGACAACGGCACCUUUCAUGUUCAACGAAAACACCAAAAAAAAUGGUAUAGCCUUCGUCGAUCUAUUGAAAUAUCUGCGCGCUCUGGUGAUUUUGGAGAACAUUAAAGUCAUACUGUACUAUGAUGUCAAUGCAAUGAAAAUUUCACAAUUGGAAGAUGACAUUAUCAUUAAAAUACCAACGUCAAAGUUGAGAAAUCAGUUUGGUUAG
Molecule: messenger RNA, 345 nt
Organism: Danaus chrysippus (African queen)
Lineage: Eukaryota; Metazoa; Arthropoda; Insecta; Lepidoptera; Nymphalidae
Source: the annotation of a GenBank genome assembly